AUGGUUUACCACUUCACCAAUUACUCUAGAGGAUACGUCGUUGAAUUUGAGCCACCGUGCUUCAAAAGCUGGCUUCUAUUGCCAGCAGAAAACUUAUGGAGCGAAGGCCUUCGUGGAUUUUUGUAUACAGUGGCCAUGCUGUACUUAUUCUUAGGGAUCGCGAUAAUAGCAGAUAUAUUUAUGAGCUGCAUAGAAGUAAUAACAAGUAAAAAACGAAAAGUGACACGCUACGAUCCAGAGAAGCAGGAGCGAGUUGAGAUUGAAGUUUUUGUGUGGAACGAAACUGUGGCCAAUCUAACUCUUAUGGCGUUAGGUUCUUCAGCCCCUGAAAUUCUGCUGGCUGUGGUAGAGACGGCGCAAAAUCUAGGUAAUGAACCCGACGCAAAACAAGAGGAUAAGGACGGUCUUGGUACAUUUACGAUAAUUGGUUCUGCUUCAUUUAAUCUCCUUCUUAUCACAGCGAUUUGCGUGGUAAGUGUCCCGAGUGGGACAGUUAAAAAGAUCCGCGAAUUUGGUGUAUUUAUUGUGACCUCUGCUUGGUCUCUCUUCGCCUAUGUCUGGCUACUAGUUGUUCUAAAGUGGAGUUCUCCGGACGAGAUCGAACUAUGGGAAGCAUUUGUUACUUUGAGCUUUUUUCCUCUUCUUGUCGUCACGUCAUGGUGUCAGGAUAACGGUUGGUGGUGCAGGAGAGGACGAAUCUUGAGCGUUGAGGCUCCUGAGGUGAGUACAUUCAAACAAUUGUAAUUAAACUGCAUUGUCUUUGUCAAUUAGUAAACACGGGUCAACUCAGUUGUUGGGAUUGAUUGGGGGAAAAAUCCAGUUUAUUUCCUACGUGCCUAAAAGCAUCGCUGCAAAGAACAAGGGUUGUUGUGUAGCUGGUGUAGCGCACGUGCCCUGGUGAUCAUUUGAAUAAAAUCAUUUGCAAAGCUAUCUACUUUCUAAUGUAUUUAUUAUGUAAACAUCUUCUCUUGUGUGCAUUAAGAAUUUUGUUCAAAAGAUGCCUUUUACUCACAAUGUUUUAAAUUGCAGGAAAUACCUGAAGCAGAAAGGUCGUAGGUUUAACGGUUUCUGGGUGAAGUUAGUUCCGCUAGACAACUAUGGCAACCAAGAUUUUAAGUUUUCCGUGAUCUAAGCCUCACAAAGUAUUUUACCGAUAAAUGUUUUGUAAGUGUUUGUGUUAAUUUGCAAGCGUAAAAUCCUUGACUUUCUAUCCCAUCAAGUAUCUUGUCAAGGCACGGCUAAGAAAUUAAAAUCUGUUCACUUAGUGCACAGUUUUGACAUUUUCCGCCCGUAGCAUCGCCAAUACCGCCGUUCCUAGCUCCUCGCCGCUAGGAACGUUUCUUCAGGGGCACCCAAAGUCAAUUUUCGGAAAAUAUCUGUUCGGAAGACGAUUUGAGAUCUAGAAUUUUCGGAACAUUUGUUGUAAAAUUUCUUGCUUUCCUGCCUCUCCUAGGAUUUUCGAACAUCUAGAAAAUGGUACAAUUGCCCAUUUUUAACCGAUUUUUACCGUAAAAAGGUCACCUAGAAUUUUCGGGAGCCUUUUUUUUGGCUGAAAUUUUCGAAAAGGUAAGUUUUAAUCCCUUCGGAUCACUAGACUUUCAGCUAGGAAAUCCGAACAGAUGAAAAAUUUUUAGGGGAUAAAAAUAUGCCUAUAUCUACCGUUUAAAUACUAAAAUACGUUUAACAAUGCUAUGUUUAAGUGGUUUUGAACUAUAUUCUCGUUGGGUACCCCCGUUUCUUGGGAAGAGUCUGUCAGCCGCAAAAAGUCCCUAGCGGACUGAGUUGCCUGACUGUCAAACCAACUUAAUACACGGCGAGCUGUAUCUUCAGUAAUUACAGAGAGGAAAAUAUAACAUUGACUACUGACAUUAAUUAAAAUCUUGACUAACGAACACAUCAUUGACGGGUUUGUUGUCUACUACAGUUACACAACCUCGCCAGGGAACACAAUAAUCCUUGUUAUAAAUUUUUUCCUGGAGCUGAUACAGAAAUUUUAAAAUCUAUGGCAAAUUACCAUAUUACCUGCCUAUUUUAGCUGUCGACCUUCUAUAUUGCCGGUCUAUCUUUCUACAUUUUCGAAGACAAUAGGGCACUGGUAACAGAGGCAAACUUUUGAAUUUGUUUUCAAGUGCUACAUAAAAAAUUUAUAGAGUGCAAAAACAAUUUCUACUUCAUGCUUAUGAACCAGUUCAGUCCUUAACUUUUAAUAACUUGAACCGAUCAGUAUUCUUGCUUCCAAGCCAUUAUAUUUUUCUAUGAAAUUUAUCCGUCGGUUGCCUGUAAUCGUCAAAAUGGUUUGUAAGAACUUAAACUUAUCAGGAACGAAACGACAACCUAGCGGGGUACGGAAUUUUUUUAAGAUUGAAAUGAGGAAAUCCGCUCUUACGCUAACGAAUUCACUGACAAAGUUUCUGGCGAGUUUCUUCAUUAAAAGUACAACCAAUGCUGGGUGUAACCUUUGAGAUCUACUGCAUCCUGUUCAGACUGUCAUAUAUCAAAUUUCGGCAGAUUUUUAUUUUCACUGGACAUAGAGUAAGAGAGUUGAGAAGUCAGGGAUGACAGAUGCUUGCUUGAAUAAUAUGAAGCUUACAUUUUGAAAUUACCCGUAAGCGAUAAGUUUCAUUAUUAUACACAACCUCGUUCCCAGGUUCUAUUAAUACACUGUACUCAUUAUCUGUUUUCUCAUUGGCUAAGAGCCUACAGCUACAGUAAUUUUGGAAAUCAGCGUAACCUGAAGAUAACUUAGUUAUAGGUUACGCACGCAAUGCAUGAUUUCCAACAACAAUAUCAAUUCAGGUUCCUUGCGACGGUGUGUUGUCGUUAUUUUCUUCAAACCUACGUAUAAUAGAUUCGGUUUUCGUGAUAUCCUAAAUAAUCAAGGUCUUGGUAAGUGUUUUAAGCCUCGGCCUUCGGCCUGGCCGAUAACACUUACCUCGACCUUGAUCAUUCUGGAUAUCACAAAAAACCUUAUCCAAUAAUUGUUUAAAAUUUACAGAAAUAUGAAAGGAAGAAAAAACAGCAACAACAACGUGAAAACGUCACCAAAAAGGUUUUUCACCUGCUCUGGCGAAGGCAUUUAGGUCACUUAGUAUAAAUGUCAAGCGCCAAGUCAAGGAGGACGUGAACAAAGCAAACCCUCCCUGAAUAGGGGGGAAGGACUGGGCCUACCGGCAAUUUAUAAUUCUCUUUCGCAAAUCCGUAACUUUUCGUUGUCUCUUCAUAACGCUGAGGAAGUCCGAGUGAUACGCACGAAAUAUUCGUUUUGUUUUCUUAAUUUUUGCUCUGAGUUUUGAAAUUUUCUGCACUCAACGAGAAUUAUUUUUCUAUCAGAAAUCUCUUGCGCCGUAAAUGAAACCCGCAUUUUUAUUGAGGUUCAGUUUCAAUCCAAGCACUCGGAACUUCCGGCCAUAUCGACAAUGUCGAGUGAAUGGCUUCUUGAAAUGAGCAAUAUGCCUUGACAAGAACCACGGAUUUUCCAACCCCUUUCCCAGGGUUCUUGCGGAUUUUCAGGGACAACAUCAAUGUUCAAUGUUCUGGAAUUUCUACUAAUAAUUUCCAUGUAUUCCAAAACGUCAUGGGGAAACCGCAAAUUCCGGUUGGAAAAUUGAAAUCAAAUUGUUAGCGCCAUUCUAUUUUAGACUCCCUUUGGGUUCGGGAGAUGCAGUUGUCUAGUUUACUUCCAGAGGUCUAUUCAGCUGAUUUGCCUAGACUUUGUACAUGUUUGUAGUGGAAACUUUUCCUUCAAGGUCAUAUUUAAUUCUUAAAUGCUUAUGCAUGAGAUUUCCAACGGGAUGCCUCGUGUAUGACACCUUUGGAAGAUUUCCCGAUUUGAUACGUCUUUUAAGGCGGUAGAUGGCAUUAUUAAUUUGAAAUUUGGAGAAAUUUUUGUGCUCGGUUCUGUCAAAUUAAUACGGCUAGCUAGCCAGCGUAGCUGGCGGUGUUUUUGGUGAGUUGUUCCUUUUGUGGCUCCUUAAGUAAGAGAUAAAGCCGCGCGAAAGCUGAACAGUGGUCAAACUCGAAAACGAUGGGGGAGGGGGCGAGGGGCAGUGGGAAAAACCGACGGUUUUUCUCUCUCUACCCUCACCCCUCGUCCAUCGUUUUCUAGUUGAACCUAGAAUGUCUUAAGUCCCCUAUUUUUUCGUGAGAUCGUUGAGAUAUAGCGCGUCUUACCGUUAAUGACGACCAUCUUGAUUUUCAGAUGUACCGAGGGGGCGGACGUCGGGGAUUAUAGCUCUAGUGGGAGGGGGGCGAGAAAAAUAGAAAAAUAUUUUUCUCGUUUUCUCCCCAACAGCCCCCCGCCCCCUAAGUAGUUUUGACAAUCAUGCAAGAUGGCAGCCCAUAACGCAAAGCGCUCGAUCUCGACGAUCCUACGGAAAAAUAGAGGACUGUGAACAGUCAACGGGGCCUUACCCGUUCAUACUGAGAUCGCUUAAAUGAGAUCGAUCUGAGAUCGAUCGAGGCUGCUUUAAAUAGGGGCUAAAAACGAAGAAAAUCACACCAGUACACCUGCCAACUUUUUCUGAAAUAUAAGCAUGAGAUUUUUAUCCUGGGACUACACUGGGAUUUUUGAAGACGACACGAUCAUUUCCGAAGAUUCCCGAAGAAGUCCGAAGUCUUCCGAAGACGUCCGAGGUUUGCCGAAGGCGAAGUUUUCACUUGCUUUUCACUUCAAAAAUCAGAGAUCGCGAGGAAGGUAUUGUCAUUUAUUCAUUUUACACAUGGUUUUCGUUCCUUACAUGGGUCUGAGUUAACACAUUUUUGGAAAUUGUGGCAAGCAAGACGGCAACAUCUCACAUUUUUCAAUCAGGCGUAAGAAAUUGGCCCGCAAGCGUGAACCGGCGUGAGAUCGAAGUUUUCAACCCACAGGCGUGAGACUCACACCUAAGGCGUGAGAGUUGGCAGGUAUACACCAGAAAAACCACGAUGUGUACUGUAUCGGUGAAUUUGCUUUUUUUAAACGUCUUAUUUAUCUACUUAAAAUAUUAAACCAUGGCUAACGAUGACUUGAAUGUCGGUCAAGGUUUUUAAGACACUUAUUGGAGGCUACCUAAAUGUGCAAACGUCUUGACCCUUUUUUUAACCCUCAAUCGCUAAAAUUGACCUAAAAUUUAUCAAGUUGGACAGUUUGCUUGUCCUACCCACAGAAGAAAGGGAUGAACAAUUCAAACCGCGGUCUAUAUGGUGAAAGGACUUCGUUUAAAUGACAGGCUCUCUAGUUUUACAGUAAAUAAGCUAAUGCUAAAAUAACAAUUCAAAAUCACGUAAUAAGUUAGCACUAGCAAAAUUUAUUCUUACCUGUUAAGACCUUGUUCGUUAAAAAAAAGACGGUUCCUUAUUAAAACAAAUGAUCCACAAUGGCGCGAAAGAUUUGUACAGGCCGCCAAAAAAUGGCGGGAAAAUUCAGCGCCUGCUUCAAAGAGCUGACGCUGGUCAGAAGUGCGGCUCAAGUCCGCCAUGUUUGUUAUGUUGCUCGAACACGCGGUUGAAAAAGUUGUAAAUGACUCGUAAAAACAGGCACGUCUUGGACGAAGUAUGGUCCAAAAGGAAGCGAAAAUGUAAUAUGAGUAAUUUUUUAGAAAAUUGUUGUUAAUGUGCUUUUGCAUUUAGACUUGGUUUUGAAGUUUUCUGCACGAAAACACAAAGCAGCUUCUACCUUAAAGUAUGAUUGCCUUCUUAAAAAAAAAUAAAAAGUUUGAAAUUGUCUUUUCUUUUUUCUUCAGGUUCGCGUUGUGGGACUUGCAGAACCGGGGAGCCCUACGAUCAUGCAUCGCUCCAUGGAACUUAGGGCUUUGGAACAGCAAAGAUUCAGGUGAAUGCUGAAAAAGUUGUUAUAUUUAUGUGAUCACAAUACUGUGUGCGCGCAGCGUUAUGGAGUCCUUUGAGUAAGCUGAAAUGAUAAGUUUUGUUAUUUGUAUCGGUCAAGUCGAAGCUUCAACAUCUUCCCCGGGCAUUAUAAUUUUUUUUAUUUAGGGAGUAUUCAUAAUUUACCUAGAGGGUGGGCUAUGAUGAUUUUGAGGGGGGGUCACUCUUUUUCCCUACUAUGAUUUAGAGGGGGGCUGUGGAAAAUUUCCAACGGAAAUUACAUCAAGCAUAGAGGGGGGGGGGCAACCAUUUUUUUCCUGAAAAAGAAAAGGAAAUGAAAAUUUGCUUUUGGACGCAGUGCAACUAAAAGACUACUUUCUCUCCAGUACCAAUUCAGAUAGUUAAAUUUAUUAUCAGCCAAUCAUUCAAUCAGCUUUUCUCAAGAAUGUCCAAAAUAGAACAAUUUUGAAUUAAAAAUGCAUAGAGAUUUAAUUGGACUGAACAUUAUAUUUUCAUAAAUUGACAUCUUGAAAUAUCACCAUUUCAUUAGUGCAAGUUGUUACUGAUUUACUAUGUUAAUUACUAAUAACGCUCAAUAUACCUCUCACAAGACUUUGAUAUGGCUAAGGAUGAGUUUGACAUGUUGUACUUAUGUGCUGGGGGAGGAGGGGGGGGAGGGGCGAUGAUAUUUUCCUUUGAUAAAUCAACAUCUCUUGAGGGGGGGUCAGAAAAAAAACCCUGAGAUGAUCAGGGGGGGGGGGCUUCAAAAAAAUGAAAGGAAAAAAUAAGGAAAUCAUCAUAGCCCACCCUCUAGAUAAAUUAUGAAUGCUCCCUUAUCAGCGUUCAAAUUUGCCCCUCCCCGAGCCAGAAAGUCGUUCAAAAGCCCCAUCACAGAUCCAUGAUCAAACUCGUACCCAGAUGCUGAAGGCGUGAUCUAGUCAAGAAAGACAAUUCAAUUUUUUUGAUUGGGAGCUCAAACUGUUUAGAUAGUGGUGUGAUUGUUUUCAGCUGUCCUCGUUAUGUAUGGCGUGUACAAUUUAUUCUUUACAAGGUCUCAAGUUUUUUUCUAAAAAAGCUUUUUGCUAAGCAGUUUAUUACAUCUUACUAUGAACUGCAAAACCUUUUUUAUAUUAGGCCAUCCCCUUUUUUUAUCGUUUAGCGUUUGCAUUUCCUGAUGUUGGGUCAGUCGGUCGGAUUGAAAAAAAAAAGCGUUAAAAAAAAUCACAAGAAGUCUCGAAAUAGAUAGGAGGCCCUGGUACCACAGGAUGACGUUAAAAAUUAACAUUCACAUAUUUGGAUGAACAAAAUGCACAAUAUACUGUAAAAAUUGUUCCUGUUUUUGUUCCUGUUUUUCCCUCUGCUGUUACUACUACUCAUUUUUCAGAUUAAAAUAAUUAUUUCAAGAGAAAAAUGGUUUAACUACAUCAUUACUUUUUUUUUGGAAAUUGCCAAAAAUUUGGGUUGGUUGGACAACACUAAAUGCAGAAAAAAAGAGGAUGGCCUUACAGUCAAACCCUGUUAUGGACACAAAGUGUCCGUAUUAAUGGGCAAAUAACAGGACUAGGCAAUGUAAUAAUGAGGUGUGCACAUUAAACAGCUGUCCAUUAAAGUGGGAUUUGACCGUAUCUCAAAAAGGAUUUUUCAAAACUUUUUCCCGGUUUUAAGACAAAGGCUUCUCAAAUAACAAGGAAAAAAGAUAAUUUUGUCUUGUACAAAUUGAUGCAUACUAGAGAAAUUAAGAGUCCUGGUUAUGACCAAUGGCAAACAUCAGAUUCAAGUUGAGAAUUCCUCAGAAUAGAAAAUAAGCAGAUGAAAACUGUCUGGAACAAUUCUUACAGAUAAAACUGGCGACUGGCGUGAUACUGCUUAUUUUGGAGUUGAAGUAAUAAACACAGUAAAUGACAAAAUAUAGGGAAAACUUGGUCACAAAUUUGCAUUUGAUGUUUGGCAUAAACGUAACUCUUAAUCUCUCUACUGCUUUGAGCAUGCGCUACUAUAAUUAACUGCCAUGUUGAAUUUGAUAAUGUUUUCAAAACAAAAAGCUAGUGACCUUUAUAAUUUUCAUAACAAAUAUGUGUAUCGCUAAGCCUCGCAGGGUACAGGUGAAGGAAAGCAGUACAUGUAGGAAUAAAGGGAAUCAAACCAAGAGAAAAAGAAAUGUACGUGAUUAAAAAAACUAAUAAAUAAAAAAGAAAAGCAGAUCGGCCAAAAGUGAAACCUAUUGGUCACUUAAUCCUCGGGCAGACUCCUGGACCACUGUGCCACGCCAGCAUAUAUACACAUAGCACUGUGCCACGUCAGCAUUAUACACAAAGCACUUGUAAGAAUUUUUAUUGUCGGUAUUUAAAACAUUUUGCCAUGGAAUUCUGCAGAAUUCCAUGGCAAAAUAAUAAAGUUAUCCUUGAACUGUUGGAGGCGGCUGGUUGUAUGUGAAGUAAGCUGUUAUUUUAAAGUCAGUGAUCUGUUUUUGUCUCUUAACAGUGAUGAUGACUUAGCUGGAAGCAAGGAAACAAUUAGGUAAUUUGUGUAAAUAUUCUGUCAGAUGUGGACACUGUAGGAUAUGUAAUAAUUUUUCGGCAUUUAUAUAUGCCGUUUAUUUUUACUCUUUCCCUUUUUAGUAAUGAUAUAUUUUGGUUUUCUUUCUUAAACAAUUUGCAGACUGAAGCAGGAGUAGAGCUAAUGCCAAUAAAUACUGACAUCUUGACACUUAAUAAAUUGAGAGUUUUCACUUGGAUUCACCUUUGUCAGAGUUUCGUGGAUUUCAAAAUGAUAGCCCCAGAGAAAGCUUCAAUAUAUUGUGCAUUUUUCAAGUUAACCCAUUCACCCCUGAACCGCCCGUAACCGCCCGUGCGGAUCCAGGUCCUUUCUACCCUUUGUGACGUCAUCAGUUUUAACAGUCAAGGACAACUUUCUUCGGUAACUUGUGCAGAGUGAAGAGAUCUUUCAAACCAUACCAGAAUGACCACAAUUCAGUCAAGGACACCGGAGAAAGAAGCAAAAAACCACGUGACAAGGACCUGAAAAUCUCCAUGAAAAUCUUGUUCCAUUACCCACCUACCUUUCCUUUCACCUAAUCCUAAGAUCCUAAAAGCUUUCCUAAAAACUCUUCCCACCAAAAUGAAGCCUACUAAAUGCCCAGCAAGAGAAAAAAAAAAUGAGGCAAGAAAAGCGAAAAAAGAAGGGAGGAGAGAAAGCGAAAAGUAAAAGUCAAGACUGCUGUGUCACUUUUAAACCCAAAAACUAUGUCGAAAUUUUGCUUUCUGCGCAUGCCCGAACUUCGCAAGCUGAUAUUUUGCAUCUGGAUCAGAAGGCCGCCAAGUGUACGACCUGUAGACCGGUUUGUGGUAAGUUUUAGCUCUUUAUAGCACGACAGUGACCAGAAAACCACUCGACUAGCUUCAAAACGCGUUUUUCGGCAAAAUCUCCAGGAGCGAAUGGGUUAAGUUUGAUUUAUGGUAGUGAAAAAAUAUUUUGUUUUCCAUUGCUGUCAACAGAAAAGUUGUGAACAUGUGGAAAGGCUCAAACCCUGACCAUAAUGCCAAUAAAACAACAGCAGAUGUAGUCCUAGCUUUGAAGCAGUAUAAGCAGAUCACUCAGCAGCCUCAAAACAGUGCUUCAACCAGAGCACGGUAUAAUGUUUUUUUAAAUAAAUUUAUGGAAAGAUUUCCUCUCUAUUUUAGGUUUUGGGCGAAGUUUGCCUUUUUAAUUGGUUUAUGUAAAGGGGUCAUUGUUUACUUAACAAUAUUAUUCCUUAAUUUGUUUUUAGUUUUCGCCAUGCUGCAUUGCGUAGUGUAACGCGAAAGAAGCAGGGAACCUUCACAGUACGCCAAGAACCAGAGAAAGAUCAAGAUCAGCAGCAAUUGAAUCUUCUUUCCAUGUCUUUCUAUGGAUCAAAGCUUCUAACAGGAGGUAAUGUAUUACAAGUAUGUUGGAUACAAGUAUUUUCCAGCUUCAAGGGAGAAAUAGUUACCAGUAGAUCUAACCCUCGUGUUUAAUUCAUUCCCUCAUUUCUGGACAGAAGGUGGGAAAUUUUGUUGAAAAACUCCUUUUAAAGCUGGCAGUAGUCAGGCUGUUUCAGCCAAAUCGAACCAACCUAAACUACCCAAAUUGCUGUUUAUAAGUCAAGCUCUUGGCUACAUUCUGUCCCUGAUUCUAAAAAUCAGAUUUGGAAGUUCAGGUAUGCACAGAAAGCAAAAAAUGUGGUAGUCCCUUUUAUUGGGAACACUUUAUAAUAUUAAUUUAAUUGGAUGCAUGUUCCCCUACUAGAAACCAUAGGAAGAAAAGAAGUAUCUUAGGUCUGACUCUACUUAAUAAUUAAUUAUUGAGUUCUUACCCAAACAGAUGAAAAAUGUUUCAGCUUCAGUGCAUCUUCAUAUUCUGUUGUGAAAAGUGCCAAGAAAUUAACAGUGGAAGUUCAACUCAGUCAAAGGAUGCCCAGGUUUGCAUGUCAUUCUUGAGUAAGUAAUAACUUAAAGUCAAGAAACCUUGGAAGUAUGAAAUGUGACAGUUUUGUCAUCCAUAGUUCAUUUUCUUUACGCUCUUUGCUCAGAUCGCUUUUUAGUGUCAAACAGUUCCACUCUUUUUGCCUGGUCAACUAACAGACUUAACUUCGUUUUACAGGUCACCCGCUGUUUCACGUAAACAACUCCCAUUACCAGCUCCAUAUGACCCAAGAACACCAAUCACUCAAGAAAAUAAGAAUCAACUUUCCAUACCGGUUUGUAGAUGUUUGAAUUAUUAGUAAUAUACUUACAUGUACAGUGUACAAUGUUAUGUCUGUAUGGCUUGUUGAUUACAUUACGUUUUAGUCUCUUCAUUGACUAAGAAUUGUAUGUAGAAGAGUGUGAGUGAUGAUUUUGCUUAGAAAUUCAAAUUCUAAUUACUUCAAAGGCCCAGUUCAGAUGCCAUACUUCACAUGAACUUAGUUCAUUGAAUCUGAUUGGGCUUAUGUGAAGUAGGGAAUCUGAAGUGGGCCUAAGCUCUAAUUUGGCUCAUUGACUAGUUUCAAUGUUAAGCUCAGUAAGAAUGUACAUACUUCAAAAUAAUAAUCUGAAUAUAAUAACAUUUGAUUUAAUUUGAAAAAAAAUUCCACUCUUUCUUCACCAGGGUCCAUCACUGCUCUAUUAUUUUAGUUCCAAUAUUUUAUGUCAAACUCAAAUACAUUUCUAUUCAUGUAAAGUACAAUAUAAAGUCAAAAAUUAAUGUUUUGAAGGAAAGUAAUGGUGGGCCCUUAUCAACUCCUAAACUUGGAAGGAUGAUACCAUCGAGGGACAGUGCUUACAACACAGGAGAUACAGCCUCUCAAGCAACUCUUAACAGUGAUACCAUGGGCAGUGACUCAGCACAAGCUUCCAGUAUUGACUUUUCUGUUGAUUAUGAGACUCGUGAUGGCUCUGCAAGAAAUGGAAAGGACUAUAACAGUUUGAAAGGGACACUGGUGAGUAAUCAUAGAGAAAGUACAUUUUCCUCUGUUUCAAGACCUUUUGAGAGUUAGAUAGUUCAUUAAUUUGUGAAAUAAUGUGAUUUAAGUAUGUGUACUAAUAUUUGUACAGUGCAAGUAGGUAUUGUCAAGAGGAAUUAUGUAAUGAAAGAUAAAUUAAAAAUAACAACAACAAAAUUAAUCAUGUCGCAAAGACGAUCUUCUUUAAGUUCAUUUAAACUUUAUUGUUUAGAAAUUAAAACAGUCACAUCUAGAAAUAAUUAUUAUCAUUAAUAUUAAUUGCUUUAUUUUGCAGACAUUUAAACCAGGAGAUACUAAAAAGGCAUUGACAAUAACUCUAAUUCACCAUGAAGGAUAUACACAGGAGAAAGACUUUUAUGUGUUGUUGAAAAAUCCAGUGGGAAAAGCAGAACUAGGAGAACCUAACCUGGCCAGGAUCACAAUAAUUGAUGAUGAUGGUAAUGAUCUCAAUCUCUGUGAAAAGUACAGUGUAACAGGGCUGCAAAGAACAGUCGGUCAUCGGACAUUGGCUGACCAAAAUUUGCUAAUGUCCUACAAAAUCCCACCUGUGUUUGGACAUUAUGUCUGGAGAAUUCAUAAAUUAUUUUAGGGUAAUGAAGAAUAAAAAUCUGCCUUGGGUAAAUCUGUGUUAGGACGAUCUCAAAGUCACAAAACAACAUUGACUUUGUCAGCUUGCCAUGAAGGCAAGAAGGUGGAGUUAUGUUUUUCCUUGUAUAAGGCAGCGGCUAUUGCUUCACUUUUUUGCCGGAGGUGGCAAAACACCUUCUAAAAAUGCCACAUCUUCAUGAGUACUGUUACGUUUUUUGUGAAUGGCCUGUGAAUGCAAUAACCUUUGCAAAAUGAAAAAUACUAGCGGUUAACAACAUGAAAACUGAGCAUCAUUCAUUUCAUUGCAGACAAAAGCUGCAUAUUAUUCGCCGUUAAGUGGAUGAGAAGUAAUCAGAACACAGGCAAAAUGUACAUGAUAACAUCAUAUAAGAAUUUUUGGAAAGAUUUUGUGGUUGAGCCCAAAGGACAACUUUUGGAGUUAUCUUAAUCAUCUAUGCGAUAUUGUAGUCAUUUGGAACAACCAGAUGAUUGCGAAUAUGGAUCCCUGAGUUAGUUUUGAUAAAUCUAAGCAUACAGUCAGCUUUAGCUGUCACAUACUUAAAAUGGUCAGACCAGGUCAAGUCCUUCUUGACAUAAACACCGAGAUAUGAACUGGUGUAUUAUGUUAUGGCUGUCUACAACUAUUAUUAUGUUAACGCUAAAACCUGCUUGGUUGUGUUUUGUUUUGUAGAACCUGGGGAAUUUUCAUUUGAACAAGCAUGCUAUUUUGCUAACGUGGUAUCUGGAGAUGUAACAUGUAGUAUCAUUAGAAAGAAAGGCUGUGAUGGAACUGUUACAUUGACCUACAACACAAUGUGGGUUUGAGUAUACUUCUUAUUAUUUAAAUAAUUUUCUACAUGUUAUACUACUACAUGAGAAAUUUCUGCAAUUUGAUUGGCUUAGGGCAGUGGUAUUUCAGCUUAAUUUGAAAUACCUACAUGUGAAAAUUACAAACCUUUUGCGGGUAGUAGUAUAAACAAAUAAUAGCAUAAUUUGUACGUGAUAUUUGGCAUAAAUACCACUCGUGAUAUUUCAAAAUUGUCUCAAAUUUCACUCGCCUACCGGCUCGUGAAAUUACGUAUAACAAUUUUGAAAUAUCACCCGUGGUAUUUAUGCCAAAUACCACNGUAUAAACAAAUAAUAGCAUAAUUUGUACGUGAUAUUUGGCAUAAAUACCACUCGUGAUAUUUCAAAAUUGUCUCAAAUUUCACUCGCCUACCGGCUCGUGAAAUUACGUAUAACAAUUUUGAAAUAUCACCCGUGGUAUUUAUGCCAAAUACCACUACUAAUCAUGCCAUUACCUAUACUUAUUCAACCCUUUUAUUAAACUCAUGCAUUUUUGGUUUUUAGGAAUGGUACUGGCUCAGGUGGUUCUGCAGAUGACUUGAAUGAGAAAAAGUGUGACUUUGAGCAUGCAUUGGAGGGGAAGUUAGUCUUCCAACAUGGAGAGACAUCAAAACAGCUUAUCAUAAGAGUCAACCCUGAUUGUCAGGUAGGAUGUGUCUACAAUGUACAUUUAGAUCAGCCUUUGUAGUUUAAUACCAUCAGGCAACAUGUCACAACUCGCUUUGACUCUGAAGGUGACUACUACAAAGGUUGUUGAAACGUGAGUUACUGUCAACCACAGUCCUUAAUUCAGGACUAUUAAUUUUCACCCAGUUGAUUAUGCUCCACCAACUUAUGAUUGAUUUACUUGACAAAAAUUUUCCACUUCACAUUGCAAUAGUUGCUAUAGAACUGAUAUUAAUAGAAGAAUUCAGUAGCUUAGUGAACUAAUUAGGGUUCAAUAGUUUGCUUUUUUAUUAUCUGACCAGUGAAUACAUCAUGUAAUCAACUUAAGAAUUCCAGCUCUUUGCGAGGAUAUUUUAGGGAUGAGUCUGUAUUGUGUUAAUAGCUGCAAUGUACGGUUUUAUAUUUUUAUUGUAUUGUGCUCUAAUUUUUAGAUCAUGAUAACAAUAAACUGCCAAUGUCACUCUACAGUUUUGCUAAUUUUUUUUUUUUUUUAGCAAGUCGGUUUUCUCACUUAAUAAAAAUUAGGCUCUUUCACUGAUUCGUUCAUUCACACUUUGUGGGAUGUCUUAUUUGUAUAAUAAAUUGCAAAAUAUAAUUUUCUAAGCUACCUGUGUUUUUCCCUUCACUUUUACGUUAUUGAGUGAGUUAUUUCUACAGAUUCCAAUCCAUAUUAAUUUUUUCAAUAUUUCAGAAUAAAAACUUCAUUGUAUUGUUGAGUAAUCUAAGUCCAGGAGCCAAACUUGGGAAGAAAAGUGCUGCAGUUGUUAACAUAACCAAUGGUAAGCUUGUUGAAAAAGAUGCCCAGGCAGCCUGUGUUCCCUCAUGGGCAAUAUCAUUAUUUGCCACUCACAGGAAAGAGGGCAUGGUACAUUUUUUAUCAGUUAACUUGUGUAAAAGCCAGAAUCUUGAUUUCUUUUGGAUUGGACCUGACACAAUAGACAUAUGAAUAGAUUUACAGUUAGUGUUGCGGUUGUUGUUGUGCCUCAUCAAAAUCUGACUGCCAUUAUCUAAUGUACAUUAAAUGGCUUAAAUUCUAUUGCAUUUCACACAAUAUCUUGACUGAACACCUAUUGGCUUAAUAUACUAUAACAAGACAAUCAAACAUAAGUUUCUUUAGUUUGGAGGGCCAUUGGUGACUCGCAAUGUAAAUAAUGCAUCAGUGUUUCUUUUUCCCCUUCUUUAUAAUUAAAGUAAAGAAGCAGGUUACCUUUGGGUGGAGCCUUCCCUCAUGUCUAUCCCUGAGUAACGGCUGGUAGAAACAGUGUCAUCAGCAACAAAACUAUCAGCAUUGUUACAUUUUAUAAUAGAGAGGAGAAGUUGUCUGGUCACGUUGCCAUGAUGGUAGCAAAAUUUCCGGAUGACAACAAACCAAAAACGUCACUUAAAAAGUGAAUUCGCACUGUUUUGAACUCCAUUGAUCUUAUUUAAUUUCAUUUAAUUUGUAAAAUGUUGGCGAAAUUGUCACAGGUUGAAUCCCAAAGGACCGUAUAGAAAAAGAAAAUUUUUGUGCUGUGUUCACCAACUCUGUAAAGUGGGUGCAUGAAUUUAGGAAGUUUGUCACAGACUUGCAACGAUGGCAAAGAAAUGUACAAAAAAGCGUGAUACACGUGCAAAGUUGUUGCUUUGCUAAUAUAAACCAAUUGCUUUUUUGCCGUUCCCAUUGCUGUCGCCGUCAUUGUUGCUUAAGCUUCCCAUUGUUGUGAUCCAGAAAUGUUGCUACCAUGGUAACGUGUUGUCACACUUCUCCUCUCCAUUUGUAAAUGAUGGUUGAUUUAACUUCCAGAAUUGGCCCCAAAUGGAAAUACAUUUUAUAACAACAAAGUCUACACCUAUUAUAACAACUCUCUCAUCGUUUAUAUUACUGUCGUCUUCUACUCGUGUCGAACUGCUUCUCAACCGCUAGUGUUAAACUUCUCAUACAACUUUCGCCUGUUAAGGGUCCAUUAAUAUUAAGUGCUGCUCCAAUGCAACCAUUUGUUUCAGUGGAAACUGAGUAAAUAUGGUGAUCUGGUCUUGCUUAAAAUGUUCUGUAUUACAUCUAUUUAGAAUGCAAAAUCUGUGAGAAAUUGUCUUUGAAAUUGAGGACAGGGAGGAAGGAAGGGGUCUAAAGCUUCAAAAAGCUGAUUUUGUUAUUGAGGAAAUUGCUCCAAAUAAAAUAAUGAACACUAACAGCUGAUGUUGUUAUUAAGGAAAUUGCUCCAAAUAAAACAAUGAACACUAAGAGUUUGUUCCUUCCUCAUGGGGAUGUAUUUCUCUUGUUAGUCAGGAAACAUUUUGCACAUUAAUCAGCAAAAUGUGCAAUCAUGCACUUGAACUGAUUCAUAAUAAUAUUAUUCAAGUUUUGGAGAAUUGGUAAAAGUGAAGAAGAGCUCCCCUAAAAUUAUGUCGGCCAUUACUGUCAGUGAACUGUCUGCCGACAGUGGUAAAUAAGGAAGAUUUAAGUCUGAAUAAACCUUGAAUAAUUCAAGAUCGUUCAUCUUGAGUAAGUAAAAUUAAAAAGUCACACCUGUCCUUACCUGCCUACCCUUUUUCUCACAGUAAAGUUUACAUGUGUUUUAUUCAUCGAAAGUAAUAAUAAUUAUUUUUACUUUGUUUCUCGUUGACCUGAUAUUGGACUGUGUGCAUCUGACAGCUGUCAGUUCAUUGUUGUCUGCUUUUUCUCAGGUCUAUAAUGUUCUUUUCCCUCUUUUUGUUACUCUCUUCAUCUCCCCUCUGCAUGGCUGCAUUGCAUUUAGAGUGAAAUUUAUUCUUAGUUUUUUGACUGCAUGUUUAUCAUUGUGAAAAGGGCAAUAGUUAUUCAAGGAGAAGAGGAUGAAGAUGGAAAGCAAGAGCCACUUAGUACCAUGGACUUUGUGCUUCAUUUUCUGACAUUCAUUUGGAAAGUUCUUUUUGCCUUUGUUCCUCCAAGGUAACUUAAAAUAUUACAGUAUUUAUUAUAGUUCCUCUAUCAUUAAUAACUAACAGGUGAUCUUGACAAAAAGAAUUGUUAGUCCUCUCUGAAUUCUGAAAAGCAACUUUCAAGCAGCUCUUCUCCAGGAUGAAUCUUGAAAAUGUGACUUAAGAAAUUUCUCCCCUUGUUCUCAAAUCAUGCUUGACUCUUUCUCCCUUGUACUGCCAUGCAAAUGAUCAGACUUGAAGAUGCAUCACCCUACAUGUAUGUUAUUUUCAUCAUUUUCAUACUUUAAAAAACCAAAAAAGUGGACUUUAUUAGUGUUUAGAAAAUGCUACAUCAGUCUUUUUAUCCAAGUGCUGGUAGAAUACUUUUUGUAACUGCCAUGAAUGGUUUUCCUUUUUCACAGAAACUUUCUUGGCGGAUGGCCAGCCUUUAUCAUUUCCUUGUUGUUCAUAGCAGGUCUUACUGCUUUAGUGGAACAGGUACACAUAGACUGUAUUUUCUUGUGCAAAAGAUGUUUCUUCAUGCAUGUUGUAAAAAAUAAAUGUAUUCAUUGACUUUGGGCACUUUGUUCACGAGCUAACAAGUCUUGCAUUUCAUUUUUCAGCUUGGUAAGCUUCUUGGUUGUGUAGUAGGGCUCAAGAACAGCGUUACUGGGAUCACAAUUAUUGCAAUUGGAACCAGCUUACCAGAUACCUUUGCCAGUCGCAGUGCUGCUUUACAUGAUAUCGGAGCAGAUGCUUCCAUCGGCAACAUCACAGGUCAGUCCAUCAAUUUGCUGUAAAACCCAUCAAUAAAGGCUUGUAGUGCAUUUAGUGGUGUGCCUGUCAUCAAUUUAGUAGACUUCAAACUAAAUGAAAACUUGAUGCUUAAUACAACCUUGCCAAGGAAUCGUAAAAAUGCAGACAUAACAAUCUGACAAACUGAUCUUUCACAUCCUUAAUUAUCUUGAACACUACUGCCAUGCCAAAUCUUCAAUCAUUUGUUUACUACAAACAAAAAAGGUUGUUAAACAGGUUGUGUCAUCAGUGAGUGUCAAUGUCAAUAAAAUCCUUCCUUUGUAUAAUGGCCUCACUCAAGCGAGGGAAGUCUACUCUUAAAAGACGGUCACCUGAAAGCAGUGUCAGGUCUGGUGGGCACGUUGUGAUUGUUUUAAACAGAACGACAAUUAAUUUGGUCUAUUUACACAUGUUCAUUUCGUUGCUCUCAGCUAGAUUAAAAAUGCAAAACUAAGGUCUUCCUGGUCUUUUAAUAGAGGUAACAAUCACCCCUAAGAUGGCAUUGGUAAGUAGAGGCUAAUAAUAAUAAUUGUAAACAAUAAUAUUGUUUACAGCGAUUUACUGACAACUUUUUGGGGUUCUAGCAAAUUGCCUCUAAACAAAGGGGAACCAAUUUUUUUUCAAUAUAGGUUUGACUGUCACCCAAUUAUGUUUUCUCUCCUAAGAGGUAUUUAUGUCCUAUUUCACAGGGAGUAAUAGUGUGAAUGUGUUUCUUGGUCUUGGAUUGCCCUGGGUUAUAUCCACUUGUUACCAUGCAGUGAAGAAAACCAAGUAUAUUGUGUACAGCGGAAACUUAACCUUCUCUGUUGUGAUCUUCUCAUCGUUUGGACUUGUCUGUAUUUUGACCCUUGUCAUAAGAAGAUGGGUAAGUUCUCUUGUCAAAAAAUGGUUCAUUCUUCCCAUUCUUUUUGUAAACAUUUUUUGUUAAAAACUGAAAGGUUUGAACCCAGGAGUCAUUUCAUAAGUGGGUUGAGUAUGAUUGUCUGGGAGAACAUAGUCCUGAAUAGGACUGUUGUUGUUGACGGUGUCCAGUCAUUCUCUGGACAACUUACAAUUUGAGUAACAGUAAACGACUGUUUAACUAGCUGUGACAGUAGAUAGAUUGAAACACAUCAAUGACAUUAUGAGUCUUCAUAGCCCAUAACAUCACGGCUUAACUGAUAGACGACCAAUAAAAUCGUGACUUAAUUGACCAAUCAGGUCAAUAACCAGAGUUUGAUACCAUCAACUGACGUGAUACAACUCACUUUGACUCUGAAGAUGACUACUAGACAGGUUGUCGAAAUGUCAGUCAACAAACAACAGUCCUAUUCAGGACUACGUUCACCCCAAGCUUUCAGAAAAAUGUUUCUUACUUUAGUGUAGCAUUUCCCCUCGAGCAGCUUCCAUGUUUUUAUUCCAUUAAUUACCAUUAAUUAAUUAAGCUCCUUUUCCUUUUCCCUACUGUAAAUUUGUUCUAUUUAUUAUUAUUAUUUAAAUAAACUUAGUCAACUGAUUGUGGUCAUUCAUUAAUAACAGAUUGUUGCUACACAUUACUGAUUUAAUGAUAAUUAUGAUAAUGUCUUAGGUAAUCAAAGGAGAACUUGGUGGUUCAGCAACAUCAAAGUGCUUAACAGGGUUAUUCUUGGUGUUUCUGUGGUGUAGUAACAUUGUACUGUCCUCACUUAUGGCUUAUGGAAUAUUGCCAGUGACAUUUUGA
Porites evermanni is the source of this 18734-nucleotide messenger RNA. The record is from the annotation of a GenBank genome assembly. NCBI's taxonomy places the organism in Eukaryota, Metazoa, Cnidaria, Anthozoa, Scleractinia, Poritidae.